Messenger RNA from Solanum verrucosum, 1596 nucleotides. Its product is annotated as 7-deoxyloganetic acid glucosyltransferase-like. Lineage: Eukaryota; Viridiplantae; Streptophyta; Magnoliopsida; Solanales; Solanaceae. Gene Ontology annotation, molecular function: UDP-glycosyltransferase activity. The coding region runs from base 1 to 1404 and encodes 467 amino acids. The record is from RefSeq and is a predicted model, not a curated record. The transcript is spliced from 2 exons.
AUGGAUCCAUUACCUCAUGUUAUCAUCUUCCCUUUCCCUGCACAAGGCCAUGUCAACUCUAUGCUUAAAUUGGCCCACCUUCUUUCUCUUUCUAACUUCGACGUUACCUUUCUUGUCACUGUUGACACACAUGACCGCCUCCUCAACCACACAGAUGUGCUCUCCAGAUUUGGUACUGGAUUCCAUUUGCAAGCUCUUCCCCAUGGAAUUUCCAUGGAUGGAGUGAAUACUCGUGAUGGAAUAUCAAUGCUCUAUUAUUCUCUAAACACAAUUGCUAAACCAUUUCUUAGAGAAUUCAUACCAAAUUCUUCGGUGACAUGUCUCAUCGUCGACGGAAUCUUAAGCAUGGCCGCUGAUGUAGCCGAAGAAAUCAACUUGCCUAUUAUCUAUUUCCGUACCGUCAGUGCCUCUUCUUUCUGGUCCUACUUUUGCAUCCCUGAGCUAAUUCAAGCUGGAGAACUUCCCCUCAAAGAAAAUGCAAAGGACUUGACACUGACGAAGGUAAAAGGCAUGGAAGAUUUUCUGAGAGGUCGAGACCUUCCAAGCUUUUGUCAGGCGAGUGACUUAACUAACCCGGAUUUCAGGAUUGUAAUGACAGAUACACGACAAACCCCUCGAGCGCGAGGUCUCAUACUUAACACAUUUGAAGAUCUUGAAGGCCCCAUACUUUCUCAAAUUCGAAUGGUAUGUCUAAAUGUUUAUACAAUUGGAGCAGUUCAUGCCCAUCUAAAGGCUAAACUUGCAACAAAAUCUACCUCUUCAAACAGUUUGUGGCAAGAAGAUGAAAGUUGCAUGUCUUGGCUUGACACGCAGCCACCAAAAUCUGUGAUAUAUGUUAGUUUUGGAAGUGUCGCGGGGUUGACAAAGGAGGAGCUGUUAGAAUUUUGGUAUGGUCUAGUGAAUAGUGAGCAAAAGUUCUUGUGGGUGAUGAGGCCAGACUUGAUAAUAGGACAUGAGAGAAAAGAUGAGAUUCUUGUGGAGUUGGAGCAGGGUACAAAGGCAAGGGGCUACAUGGCUGAUUGGGUUCCACAUGAAAAGGUGUUGGCACAUAGAGCAAUUGGGGGUUUCUUAACUCACUCUGGGUGGAAUUCCACAUUGGAGAGUAUAGUUGAAGGAGUGCCGAUGAUUUGCUGGCCGAGAUUUGCUGAUCAGCAAGUGAAUAGUAGAUUCGUUGGAGAGGUUUGGAAGAUGGGACUUGACAUAAAAGAUACAUGUGAUAGAGACAUCAUUGCAAUAUCAAUUAGAGCUUUGAUGGAGAAGAGAAAUGGUGAAUUCUCGCAAAGAACAGAGCACAUGGCAAGUUUGGCAAAAAAAGCUGUCAAUGAAGGUGGAUCGUCAUACAUUAAUCUGGACCGUCUUAUACAGGACAUAAGAUCUAUGAUUCCACCGCAUAAGCAUACCUGAUUCAGCUGAAACUUGAUUUUGUUAGCUGCAAUUAUAUUGUUGCCUAGAAAUUGCAGAUUUAUUCUGCCCAUUCUGAAUAAUUCUAGCAACAAAUGUAGCUUCACUUUUACAAUUAGCUCUGCAGCAAUAAAUAUACCAAACUUUUACGAAUGUGGAGUAAUAGAUAAGAAAGUCUAAAUUUUUAUUGUCAAA